Dinoponera quadriceps is the source of this 1282-nucleotide messenger RNA. RefSeq lists its product as uncharacterized. The record is from RefSeq and is a predicted model, not a curated record. NCBI's taxonomy places the organism in Eukaryota, Metazoa, Arthropoda, Insecta, Hymenoptera, Formicidae. The coding region runs from base 14 to 508 and encodes 164 amino acids. The transcript is spliced from 3 exons.
AUACCUAAAAAAAAUGGCAGCAACGUUGCAGAUACCGUGUACGUUCGAGUUUUCCAGAGGCAAUGGCACCGGCGUGGCGGAAGCGAUCGGAAAUUGGGGCUUCUCUAACAGAGUAUUUAACGCCGGCCACGAAUUGCAACGUAUUAAGUGUCUCUUCGCAAAAAUGGAUUCUUUACGCAAACCGUCCGCCAAACCGGUGUGCGUCAAGUACGAUUGCAGAUAUGAUCCCGAAGCCUGGCACGUUAAGCCUAGUCCUGAAGAGUGCAAACCAGCAUGGAGAUUUCCUAUAAACAGACCCCUAAUCACUUAUACAUCCACCGCUACAUCUCUAAAGGUCGCCAGUUUGAUUAAUGUCGGAACAGACUUGGACUACGUUAUACCAGGCCGCACUUAUGUCCAACAAGGCACGCCGAAAUGGUACCGACGUGGUCCGGACGGUUGCUGUCAACCUAGUUGUUUAGCUCCGCAAUGUCCUGUACUGCGUUGUCCAAGAUACAAUUGUUGUUAAUCAGUUGGUGGAAUCCAUUAAACGGGAUAUUCUUGUUCUCCCUAUCUUGUUUCCUCCGAGUCACGAUGUCGAUCGAAUAUUUCCUUCGCUAUUUGCAGACCUUCACUAUUCGUUUAUUCGCGCUACGUAUACAAAAAGAAAUAGAAAUAGAAGUAGGGAGAGAUACAAGGAUGUAAGUGGUGAUGCAAUUAAUAAAUCAAUCAACGAACGACGAGAUCGAGAGUAUAGUGAGGUCGUUCAAUUUAUUUUUCUCGCUUUAACAAACACAGUGUUCCGAACCUUUGCGCAUUGCGUGAGAACAAUUAUGUUAAUUGUAUGGUGGGGCGGCAAGUGAUUUAACUGACUGACACUGCAAGAUUUUCACUCUGCAUUGUGUACACAUCGGAUAAAUGCAGUAUCUCUAAAUACGCUAACGUUACAACAAUGUACACUAAUUUGAAUCUCUUAAAAGUAGAAACUGAUCUCUAUAAAGUAGCAGUUUACACGAGUCUAAAUAGGGAGGAGCUCUGUGCUGCCAUUGCUGACGACUAUGCAUGAGAAAACGUUCUCUCCUGCAUGAUCUUUAUGUACAAAAAGGAAAAUAUAUAUAUUUAUAUAUGUAUAAAACUGAAUCGAUAUUACGCGAGUCAAUGGUACAAUAUAAAUAUGAAAAAUGUACGAGUGACAGUACAAUCUUUUUUUGCGCGAGUCAAUAACACAUAUGUUACGCGAAUUAUUAAAAAUAUAUACUUACCGUACCUUAAGCAAGUAAUAUACACAUGGUAAUAUGUAAAU